AUGAACGCUCUGACCACGCCACGCCACGCUUCGCUUUCAGUGUGUUUGUACCCUAAGAAAUUGCACCUCAACAUAAUGCCUCGACGCUCGAAAAAAAUCGGAGUGAAGAUGAACGACCAAGACCGCACCAGUAUCCAUGAGGCAAUGGAGCAGCAGAGCAUUUCGAUAUCGAAGGCCGGUCUGGUGACGUCACUGCAGGCGCGCUGCUCCGUCAUUGCGGCCGCCAAUCCAAUCGGGGGACGCUACGAUCCCGGAAUGACCUUCUCUGAAAACGUGAACCUAUCCGAGCCAAUCAUGUCGCGUUUCGACAUUCUGUGCGUGGUUCGCGACGAGGUGGACCCCGUGCGCGACGAACAGCUGGCGCGCUUCGUGGUGAACUCUCACAUCCGACACCACCCCAAGCCACCGGCCGACAGUGGUGUCCCCGGACACCAGCUGCUGCCGGCCACGCCCCUCGACGACGAGGAUGCCAAAGCCGAUCUGAUACCGCAGGACGUCCUCAAGAAGUACAUCGUCUACUCCAAGCAGAACAUUCGGCCCAAACUGCACAACAUGGACCAGGACAAGGUCGCCAAAAUGUACAGCCAGCUCCGGCAGGAAUCUCUGGCCACAGGCAGUCUGCCAAUCACAGUGCGUCAUAUCGAGAGCAUAAUCAGAAUGGCUGAGGCGCAUGCGCGUAUGCAUCUACGCGCUUAUGUGCAAGAUGUCGAUGUAAACAUGGCUAUCAGGAUGAUGUUAGAAAGCUUCGUGGACACGCAGAAGUACAGCGUGAUGAAGUCGAUGCGUGACACGUUCAGGAAGUACUUGACCUUCAAGAAGGACAGCACGGAGCUGCUCUACUACAUCCUGCGGCAGAUCACCAAUGAGCACGUUGCUUUCAACCGGGAAAGGGAGUGCGUGACGCAAUGGUCGAGAUACAUGAGAGUGAUUUCCUCGAGAGGGCGAAACAAAUCAACAUCCGCGACGUGAAGCCAUUUUACGAAAGCAAACUGUUCCAAUCUCACCACUACCAAUACGAUUCUAACAGGCGGAUGAUAACACAAGUAAUUAUGGACUGAAUCUGAAAUCUCACGAAAAGGUGAAUGUCCUAAAACAAUUCCAUAUUGUCAAAUAUUUGUAAAAUUCAUUUGAAAAUAUUUUUGUAUUACAUAUCUCAACAAUAUUGUAAUGUUUCAAACCAUGUUUGGAAGCUAUGUGCCUUUCUAAAGCUGCCUUUACACGAAAGUUAAUAACAAAAUGUUGAUAACUCAAUUCUUAUAAAUUCUAUUAGUUUGAACAUAACUUAUCAGACACAUGAUGAACAUAUGUGGUUGUCAAGUUCCAUUCAAAUCAAAUAGAAUCUAUAUGAAUUAAGUUAAUAACUUUGGUGUGAACCCAGCUUAAGUGCCUUUAAUUUUAAAAGUAUAAGUACAAAUAUAGUUGAAACUCUUUAGUUGAAAGUCAUGUUGUUUUUUUUUUAUUCGUAUAGCUUUCAGUAAUAAUUAGAAGCUGCUAGAUUAUUAUUAUUAUUAUAAUUAAUUCUAUAUGCUAAUGUUUGCUAAGUACCGUAUAAUGCAUCAUUUAUUCUUUGUGUUUCAAGUGUGUAGACAUUUUUUUAUUUCAAAACAUUUCUUAAAUUUGUAUUUUAUAUUAUUAGAAUUAUUGCAGCAAAGUCUGCAUUUAUUUUCCAUUUUUCGUAUGUAUUUUUAA
Molecule: messenger RNA, 1689 nt
Organism: Nilaparvata lugens (brown planthopper)
Lineage: Eukaryota; Metazoa; Arthropoda; Insecta; Hemiptera; Delphacidae
Product: DNA replication licensing factor MCM2-like
Exons: 6
Coding region: 1-969 (322 amino acids)
Biological process (GO): double-strand break repair via break-induced replication; mitotic DNA replication initiation
Cellular component (GO): MCM complex; nucleus
Molecular function (GO): single-stranded DNA binding; 3'-5' DNA helicase activity; ATP binding
Source: RefSeq, a predicted model, not a curated record